AUGAACUCGUCACGCUAUGCCGACGACGAUGAUGACGAACGAGCCGAACGGUAUGGCGGGGAAGAACUGCACAGCGAGGCGGGUAGUCGGACCGAUCGGGGUAGUCGAGCCGGCCACGAGCGCGAAGGGGACCAGCCGGACGAUGAUGAGGACGAUGAAGCCGGUUUCGAUCCGGGACUGUCCGCUAGAUCAAGGUCAGUGACUCGUGCGUGUGAUCGGUGUCGGAGAACGAGUGAAGCUGAUCUUUGGAUACGGCCGAUAUGAUCCUCAGGAAAUACCUCGCGUUGAAACCGCCGAUCGCCUCGCUGUGUACGGCCUUGGGUGGUGUCGAGGAGUUCAAGGAUGACGAUGGCGAGAUCUUUUCGGCUUAUUCUUUGGGUGAUCAAGUCGUCGGUACGUUGUCACCCCAACUCUGCGGGAUUAAACCGCGGUACGAGUCAGCGUGGCUCGACGCGUUUCGAAAGGAAAGCCCCUCACUUUGUCACCCCAUUCCGAAAGAGCUGAUCGUCCUCGAAACACCUUGUCGGCGCGCGUACAGGCUGCUUGAAAGAUUUGAAACGAUUCUGGCGGAUGGACGAAAAGGACGACGAUCGAACGGUCGCGAGGAUCUUUUACGACGUCGGAUUGCUCAAGAACGAUUUGGUCCCCAUCCUACUCGCGACCUUGGAGUCGGGCGCCAAAGGGGAACGAAUAGGUUUGGCUUGUAGUAUGUUGCAACUUGUCCCGCCGGAUUCGGGUGGAUCAUGAGGCUUACCGAACGUUCUUCUUUCACUGCAGUCGAGUUGAUCGGAGCCAUGACCUGGCCGAUCGACGUCGUUGCCGAAUUACAAGAGGCGAAAACUCACGACGAGCUCAAAAAGUCGCAGGACUAUACCUCCUUGAUCGACGCGCAGUUGACGUAUAAAUCCAUCAUUCUGAGAAAUGAUGUGCUCAGGGUCAUGCUCCGACUCAUGACACCUAGUUUGUCAAAAACCCAUCGGUGAGUGAGCGGAACAAGUUUUCUCCUGAACUUUAACGAGGCCAAACUCAUUGGCGUCUUCGCCCCCUACAGCAACCGUACUGCCAAAGACGAGAGCGUCAUCUCCCUCAUCCUCUACACCUUCCGCAACCUCGUCGCAAUGGUCGACCGUCCACCACGCUCUGAAUCGUCCGAAGCGAUCGAACGAGCCCAACUGCAAUCCUCCCUCAUCGUUCAAAUGUACGAAGAAGGCAUCUUCGAUCUCUUGGUCGCGAUCGCGCAUAGUUCGACCUCGUCGGAAUACGCGCCUUGGAAUAUGGUCGUGUUGGAUAUUCUGCAUUUGGCGUUUAGGUGUGCGAGACCUAAUGAGUUGAUGAUUGCUUCAGAUAAGGUGAGUUCAUGGAGGUGAGCUGAAAACGAAGAGGGAUUUUGAUAACUAACAGAUGCUGCUCGUAGAUCACGGAGAAUCGCUUGAAGGAUCUGUUGGACUUUGAAGGCAGGGAGAAGAAAGCCGCGGCGAGGUUGGGCAACACGAGGCAUUCGAGAUUCGGUACUACCGUCGCGCUCAAAUCGGCAAGUUCUCGCCAAAGGGUUAGGGGGCAUAUCGAGUGGACGCUGACGAAUGCUUGGUUCGGUUUUCAAAAUACAGGACGGGCAUCAGUACAUCAUGCACAAGCAGUCGUCGUUGUCGAGGGGUGCUGAACAAACGUUGGAUCAAAUCAAGAAGAGCAAAGCGAAAAAAUACCGAGCUGAUGUGGGUUAGAGCGCAACACAACACUCGGGUUUCCCGUUCGCGGACUCUGACUAGUCGAGCCUAUGUCAUAGGACGAUCUUGCCCCUCCAUCAAGUCUCCAACCCCCAGCCAUCAAAGUCCUCCGACGCGUCGCCCUCGCCUUCAUCGAUUCAGCAUUCAACCCCUUCUUUUCCUCCGUGCUCAAAGACAUCCGCAUGGAACGCAUGAAGGUCAAAGAAUCCGAUACCAUCCGAUUCCUCUUCUUAUCCCGCUUCUUCCUCGAAUUCUUCCUCCUCGUGCACGCCGACGAACAAGCUCGUGGGAUCGAUCCGAGUAGUGAAGAAGGGCAUGAUUUCGGUUUGAUUGCUGAGAUGACGGAGACGCAGAGUAUCGCAUUCGUAACCCAGAGGAUGAAGGUCGCUUUGGAGGAGAAACCACCGCUUUGGAUGGAUUUACAUGCGGGAAUUGAAUGUUUUACCCAAAUAGUUCGUCAGGAUUGAAAGCGGAUGUCAGGGGGUUACCAUAUGUUAUUCUGGUUCUCGUAGCUGACUCUUUGCGACACUUGACCUCGUACAGCUCCUCGUAAUUGAAGCUCUAGCCGCCUCCGGUAUCCCAGACCACAUCGACGUCGCCGAAAUCCUGCAAAACAAAAUCUACUACGAGGCCGAAACGCUCGACAUGGUCGUUACCGUCGUGACGAAAUACAACACGCAAUCGCACAAAUAUUUGGAUUCGGUCAUCAAUUUGGCGUAUGUGUUGUUGAGGAUGUUGGAGAGGUAUGCCAAGAGUAAGGCGUAUAUGUAUGUGAGGAAGAAGAAGGCGAGACAGAGUCGGAGGAAGAAAGGUACGUUCAGGCAGGUGGUUUCGGGUGAGGACGAAUGCUCAUUGUUGGGGUUCUGAGAGCGCACAGGCAAGAAGAAGGAUGGGGAUGAUGAAGAGGAUGAGUUCGGCCUCGGUGGGAACGAGGAAGAGGACGAGGUCGAUCGGUCGGUCGUCUCGUUUAGCGAACACGCAUUUGAAUUUGCAAAGUUCGAGGAGGCAAGAACACCCAAUCCGCGGAUCCGAUCCCCAAGACCAUUUUGCUGAUUAGAGAUGUCUCGGGCUUCUCCUUUAGAAAUUCGCCGAUGAGGGUGUUCUCCAAACGUGCAUGACCUACCUCGAGUCAUACAAAUUCUUCAAGACACCUGAACAACUCAAACGGAUCGUCAGUUUGAUGCACCGUCAAGCGGUCAAGAGUAAAUCCGAGGGAUUGUUCUACAAAGUCAGUCUCAUGCUUGUCUAGACCUGUGCUCGUGAAACCGGAGGACACUGACACUUUCGUUUUACAACUCAAAGCCAUCAGUGUUGGAUCUCUUCAAGCGGAUCUUGGACGAUGAACAUGUUCGAAUUGCAAGGGAUCAAGCGACGACCGAUCUCAAGAAACUGAUCGAGUUCAUCCUGAAGAAGUUCUUCAAGGCCGUCAAGGAGAAGCCAAUGUUACUACUUGAGGUCAGUGACGGCAUGAGGGAGCACGGGAAGGGAAGGUGGGCUGAUGUUAGUAGGGUUAUGUUUGCAGUGCUUCUUCCCCAAGACGAGGUCGCAGUUGCACAAGAUGAGGAUGGGCGAGGUCGAUCCAUAUGCUUCUUCGGACGAUGAGGCCGGACCGGGCUGCAGGGUUCGUUCUCCAUCCUUGAGCACGUCGACACCAAACACAUACUGACCCUCUUUGAUCUUCAAUCACCAGAUCAAGAUCCCAAGCGAAGUCGAAGUCACGCCCGGUUUCAGUCUGACCCAACAAAUCGGCAUCGCCGUCGCAUGCCUCGUCGACGCCGGCGAUCUCCCCCUCGUCGAAUUCGUGCUCUCCCAACUCGCCCUCGCUUCAGCCGCACGAACAGAAAUCGUCCUCACCACCGACGGGGCAUCAGCUGCUCUUCUCGAUGUCGAACUUGCCGCUGAAGGUGGUGAAAAGGAACCUGAUUCGGACGAAGCGAUCCGACGCAAAGCCGCGAUGUUGAAAGGUCCUUCCCAAGUCGCGAUGGACAAAUUCAUGCCUCAUCAAUUGGUUUUCGAGGAAGGGACGAGGCAGAAGGAGGAGGUGACGGGCAAUGCGACUUUGAGGUUGCUGAUGGGGUUGUUGAAUUGGGAGAGUAGGGAGAGUGAGUACUCUCCACGAUCGGAAGAGUUGUAUCGGUGUUUGAGUUGCUGAUUCUUCAGUGAUUUUUUCCGCACAGACGACGAUUCGACCGAAUUGAUUUGGAGCAUUCCAUCGUCCCUCAUACCAGCAACACUAGACGGUGACGUCCAAACGAUCGAAAACUUCCUCCUCGAUCCCGUCGAUCCACACGGCAAGACCGCAGCCGAUUACCUGCGCAAGAAACGCAAGCCCGCCAAACGUCGUACACGUCGAGAAGAUACGCCUGAAUAUGAUGAGGAGGGCAACUUGAUUGAGGUGGUGAAGAAGAUUACGAAGAGGGUCAAGAAGGGGAGGGAGGAUAUGGUCGCUUAUAAGAGUGCGCAGUUUAUUGAGGACUCGGACGAUGAUGAGCUCGAGGACCAGAGGUUCUUUGCUAGGGAGGCUGCGGUGAGUUUGAUUCAUCUCUUGGCAGACGGAGGUACGUUGAGUGGGAUGCUGAUCUUCAGCUUUGAUUGGUUUCAGUUACGAGCCAAAUUGGCAGCAGGGGAGAUCGAAUCGGCCUCCACAACAGGUGGGACCAAAGCCAAAGCCAAGACCGUCCCGAAGAAGCUCCAAAAGGACAAGAGCGAACGUGUUAGUCGUCGACCGAAGAAGAACAAGGAGUUUGCGCCGAUUCGAGAAGUGGACGUUUCGGACGAAUCGGAUUUGGAUGAGGAAAGGUUGGAGGUUUUAAGGAGGGAGGCGAGGAAGGAGAAGGGCAAGACGCGGUCUUCUUCGUCUUCUUCGUCAUCGUCUUCAGAGCAGGAGGAUGCUGAUGAUGAGGAUGUUAGGAUGAAUGAUGUUGGGACGGCGUCUUCGGGAACGGGGACGUAUGUGACGGGGAAAGCAAGGUCCACGUCCGCUUCUUCUGUCGGUCCUUUACCGAAGAACGGGGAUCACCUUUCGUCGGAGAAGAGGGAGAUGAGCGAUAGCGAAGACGAAGGGGAAGUUGCGAAUGCGAAGGCGGCCGGUGCGGCGGUCAAGAGGCGGAAGGUGGUUAUUGAUUCGGAUGAGGACGAUGAAUGA
Messenger RNA from Microbotryum saponariae, 4869 nucleotides. NCBI's taxonomy places the organism in Eukaryota, Fungi, Basidiomycota, Microbotryomycetes, Microbotryales, Microbotryaceae. The record is from the annotation of a GenBank genome assembly.